GUGCAGUUUUUCCUUUUUUUAAAUUUAAAAUGUUUGUUUAAUUAACAGAACCGUUGCUUCCUUCCGUUUUUAGGAUGUGGUGUUCUUUUUCUCAAACAUAGAGGACAGUUUUUGGGAUAUAAAUUAAAUUUGUGCUUUAUUGUUUUCUACCAUUCUCUCCCUCACCCCUUACUGCACCGAUGACCUUCUAUCCUACUUCCUCUGCCCUGGCUGAUGGGUGAUUAUGGUAUAGAGACAUUUUUAUGUCAGGUCAAUGUUGAGAAACAGAAGACAGACAGACGAGUUUAAUACACUUUGCCUGCUGUCUUACACCAUAGCAAUCAAGACGUAGUGUAGGUAGACAAGAGACAAAGGCAAGCAGAGAACAGAAAUACUCUAAUGGUUUAGCUGGAAGUUAUAAAGUGACAGACUUGACCCUCCAUUGAUUUACUACAAACUGACACAUUAUAGUGGUGAGUUAAAAGGUUUUUGACACUUGUUGGCUUAGAAAGAAGUCUGUUGUAUUUCUUCCUUCAUAUGCCUGGUGGAAAACAACCAGCUUGCUUCAAUGGAGAACUGCAGCAGCAAAAGAACUAAUUGUAGAGGCCGCCGUUACCUCAGCAUCAACUGGGAGAUAGCCUAGCCUAGCCUAGCCUAGCCUAGCCUUAGCUCAGCUCAGCUCAGCACAGCCCUGCUAGCUAGUCCGUGACUCCUCCUACCCCAUCCCUCUUCUCCUGCAUCCCCACAGUACCCCUUCUCUCCACAUCUAACUUUCCCAAGCGAGUUGCCAUGGCAUCCGUGCGCUUCACCGUGACGCCCACCAAGGCCGAGGACCUCCCAGGGCUGUCCGACACGUCGCCCGACCUCAGCUCCCGCUCAGGGGCCCGAGUACGCUUCGGCUCCAGGGAGAGCGUCAACCGGAGUGACCCGCUCAGCGAGACGUCGGGAGGCGUGACGACUGUCGCCACGGCAGCAGGAGGAGGAGCUGAGACGCCGGAGCACAGCAGCACAGAGCAAGGUGAUGGAAAUUCCAAAAUCUCCAGCGUGUACAUCAACAACACUCAUGGGGUGGAUGAUGACGACUUCUACGACAGAAACUUGGCCUUGUUUGAGGAGGAGAUGGACACUCGGCCGAAGGUGUCGUCUCUUCUUAGUCGUCUGGCCAACUACACCAACCUGACACAGGGCGCCAAGGAGCACGAAGAGGCCGAGAGCAUCGGGGAGAAGAAGAAGGCCAGCAAGUCGCCACAGAUGGGGACGUUCAUGGGCGUCUACCUGCCGUGUCUGCAGAACAUCUUCGGUGUCAUUUUGUUCCUGCGGUUGACCUGGGUGGUGGGAACUGCUGGGAUCCUGCAGGCCCUGUGUAUCGUCUUCAUCUGCUGCUGCUGUACGAUGCUGACUGCGAUAUCGAUGAGCGCCAUCGCCACUAACGGAGUCGUACCAGCGGGAGGCUCCUACUUCAUGAUCAGCCGCUCUCUGGGUCCAGAGUUCGGGGGAGCGGUGGGGCUUUGCUUCUACUUGGGCACCACCUUCGCUGGAGCCUUGUACAUCCUGGGAGCCGUUGAGAUCCUUGUGGUCUACAUUGCACCCAAGGCAGCCAUUUUCGAAGGCGAAGGGGCAGCCAUGUUGAACAACAUGCGGAUCUACGGCACCAUCUUCCUCCUCUUGAUGUCCUUGCUAGUGUUUGUGGGCGUUAAGUACGUCAACAAACUGGCCUCCAUCUUCUUGGCCUGCGUCAUUGUCUCCAUCAUUUCCAUUUAUGUUGGCGCAUUGGUCUCUGCUUUCAAAGAGCCACAUUUUCCUGUGUGCAUGCUGGGAAACAGAACUAUCAACAGCCAUGAUGUUGCCGACGACCAGUGUAGGAAAACUGUCAUGGUGCAGAUGACGGACACAACGGAGACCAACCUCACAGCUGCUUCUGAAAACAGCACAAUGGGUCCAACCCUUUUCCCCACCCAGACCCCAGCUAUGAUGGAGAAGACCACAUUUCUUUGGAAGCAUUUCUGCCAGGGCCCAGAACUCAACGCCUCCUGUGACGAAUACUUCAAGGCCAACAAUUUUACAGAGAUUACAGGGAUCCCUGGUCUGGCCAGUGGGAUCAUUGCAGAGAACCUGUGGAGCUCCUACCUCAGCAAAGGGGAUGUGUUGGAGAAACGCUCCCUCAGCUCCUCUCACAUUUCUCAUCCGACCUCCGCCCAUCAUCCGUACGUGUUCUCCGACAUCACCACCUCCUUCACGCUCCUCGUGGGCAUCUUCUUCCCGUCCGUCACAGGAAUCAUGGCUGGUUCCAACCGGUCGGGGGACUUAAAAGAUGCUCAGCGCUCCAUCCCCAUCGGAACCAUCCUGGCCAUCCUCACCACCUCUCUCGUCUACCUGAGCAACGUUGUGUUGUUUGGAGCCUGCAUCGAGGGAGUGGUCCUCAGAGACAAGUUUGGAGAUUCGGUUAAAGGUAACCUGGUGGUGGGGACUCUGGCCUGGCCCUCUCCAUGGGUCAUUGUGAUUGGCUCCUUCUUCUCAACAUGCGGCGCUGGCCUCCAAUCGCUGACCGGCGCUCCCCGACUCCUGCAGGCCAUCGCCAAGGACAACAUCAUCCCUUUCCUCCGGGUGUUUGGUCAUGGGAAAGCUAACGGGGAGCCCACCUGGGCCCUGCUGCUGACGGCUCUGAUAGCCGAGCUGGGGAUUCUCAUCGCCUCUCUGGACCUGGUGGCCCCCAUCCUGACCAUGUUCUUCCUGAUGUGUUACCUGUUUGUGAAUCUGGCCUGUGCCCUCCAGACCCUCCUGAGGACGCCCAACUGGAGGCCACGCUUCUCCUACUACCACUGGACCUUGUCAUUUUUGGGGAUGACUAUUUGCCUGGCGCUCAUGUUCAUAUCCUCUUGGUACUACGCAAUUGUUGCCAUGGUGAUCGCCGGCAUGAUCUACAAGUACAUAGAGUAUCACGGAGCAGAGAAAGAGUGGGGGGAUGGGAUCCGAGGUCUGUCACUCAGCGCUGCCCGUUAUGCUCUGCUGAGACUGGAGGAAGGACCACCACACACCAAAAACUGGAGGCCCCAAGUGUUGGUGUUACUAAAGCUGGACGAAGACGCCCAUGUCAAGUCUCCUCGCCUGCUGACGUUUGCCAGCCAGCUGAAGGCGGGAAAGGGCCUGACCAUCGUCGGCACCGUCGUCUCCGGCAACUUCCUCCAAAGCUACGGGGAAGCUCUCGCUGCCGAACAGACUCUGAAGCACCUGAUGGAUAAGGAGCGAGUGAAGGGUUUCUGUCAGUGCAUCGUCGCCCAGAAGCCCCGCGAAGGCAUCAGUCACAUGAUCCAGUCGAGUGGCCUCGGAGGAAUGAAACCCAACACGGUGGUGAUGGGCUGGCCUCACGCCUGGAGACAGAGCGACGACCCGCAGACCUGGAAGACCUUCAUCAACACAGUGCGGGUGACCACAGCGGCCCACCUCGCCCUGCUGGUGCCCAAAAACAUCUCCCUGUUCCCCAGCAACAGCGAGCUCUGCACCGAGGGCUACAUCGAUGUCUGGUGGAUCGUCCACGACGGAGGCAUGCUCAUGCUGCUGCCUUUCCUCCUGCGUCAACACAAGGUGUGGCGUAAAUGUGCGAUGCGAAUCUUCACGGUGGCCCAGAUGGAGGAUAAUUCUAUUCAGAUGAAGAAGGACCUGGCAACCUUCCUCUAUCACCUGCGCAUCGAGGCUGAUGUGGAAGUAGUUGAGAUGCAUGACAGUGAUAUCAGCGCUUAUACCUAUGAAAGGACGCUGAUGAUGGAGCAGAGGUCUCAGAUGCUCAGACAGAUGCGACUGUCUAAAUCAGACCGGGAGAGAGAGGGAAACCCUGGUAGCAGCAGCAGUAGGCCAGAGGCAGGUGGAGCUACAAGGUCUCAGAGGGUCCGCUGGAGUUUUGACGACGUGUAUCUUUCCCCCAGGUACAGGAGUACUGGAGGCCUCCCGUCAAACAUCUCCGCAGGAGACAGAGGCAGACAGGCCCAGCUGGUGAAGGACCGGAACUCCAUGCUGCGUCUGACGAGCAUCGGGUCCGACGACGACGACGACACUGACGGCGGCGAGCGAGAUCGAGCGGCCAGCGGCGGCGGCAGCUCCGAGCACCACCGCCGCGUUCAGAUGACCUGGACCAAAGAGAAGACCUCGCAGUAUAGAGCGACACACUCCGGCUGCUCCACACCUGAAGGCUUCAGAGACAUGCUGAGCAUCAGGCCGGAUCACUCCAACGUCAGACGGAUGCACACCGCCGUCAAACUCAACGAGGUCAUCGUCAACAAAUCCCACGAUGCUCGGCUCGUCCUGCUCAACAUGCCGGGACCCCCGAGGAACCCCGAUGGAGACGAGAACUACAUGGAGUUCCUGGAGGUCCUGACAGAAGGUCUGGAGCGCGUCCUGCUGGUCAGAGGAGGAGGAAGUGAGGUCAUCACCAUCUACUCCUGAUUGGAUGAACACCAGGAAGCCACCGGGAACAAAAAAAAAAACAACAAAAAAACAAGCAGUCGGUCAUGCAGAAGUAAGCAAAGGGAGGAGGCGGAGUCUGGGAGCUCAGUGGGCGUCGGCCCAAAAAGAGAGACUGUCAUUGGCUGCAGCGUCGGUCGUCACGCCAACACCCCCCUCAGUCCCCCCCUUCCCUUUCAUCUCCACACUUUCCUGCUGUGACAGCAGUUUCUAUUAAGUCCACACGAAACGCCAACAAACGAAACACCUGAGAGAGUGUGUGUGUCUGUGUGCGUGUCUGUGUGUGUGUGUGUGUGUCUGUGUGUGUGUCUGUGUGCGUGCAUGUGUGUGUGAUUGAAGGGACCAGCCUUGUUUUAGGAGCGAUUGUGGGUUUUUUCUUUCUUUCUUUUCGUUUGUCCGCUGACUGAGAAUCCGUGUUGUGUGUGAAGCGUCCCUGAACCGAGCGUUUGUUUGUUUCUCUGACGAGACUCAGGGUUGCUCUUAGAAUGUAUUCUGGAAGCAGGUGUGAGUUGAGUAUCUCCUGAAUGUUGUUUUAGUCGUUUUUUUACAUUUCCUUUUAAUGUCAUUUUUGAAGACAUGAAAAUGUUUAUUCCAGUCUGGAAAAGUAACACUGCAUCGAAGAAAGGUCCAGUUUUAAACCUCCUCAGAGUCCAGAUGAGGUUUAGAGGAGACUCCAUAUCAGGAUGAUCUCUUUUCAUAUCCACAGUCAAGUUCAGCAAGACUCAGACUCUGGUCUCCUGUAUGGAAGCCCAUUUCUCCCACAAAACACAAAACUGACUUCUAUUUCUAACUUUGAAAAAUUACAUAUCGUUUUUUUUUUUUUUUUAUUAUUAGGUUAAAAAACCUGAAAAAUGCAGAUAGAUUUAAUUAAUGAAGUCACAACAACAAAACACUACGGGGACAUUUUAAGAGUACUACUGACCAGAAAGUCAAAAAAGUCUAAAUUAAGAUUACAAAACCCCCUAAAAAACAAAAGUCAAAAUGUACAAAUUAAAAGUCUAAUUUCGUUUUUGUUAUUAAAUAAGUUUACAUUAUGAGAUAAGUUCAUCAUUUUAUUUUAGUAGGUUUUAAUUUUUUUUCUUGGCAGGAAUGGGCUUCCAUACCUCUACAACAAAUGACAGAAAUGUCUUAGUUUCCCAAUGGCACAUAUGUUUAUCUGUUAAACGCUCUAAAGCGGCAGCAGUCUGAUGUGAAUAUUGUCGGGUGGAGAGGAGCCGUUUUUCUGCACCUCCUUCAUGGAUUUGCUGAAAGAACCAAAUGAAACGGUUGGAGUUCGGCCUGCAUGUGAAUAGUUAGUUGGUUAGUGGAGUUUGAAAAGCUGCAGAGAAGAAUUUAGGAAACAGUUUGUUCACUCUCUGGACCAUCGAAUUGUAUGAGUGUGAAAGUAUGAAUGUUGGUUCGACAUCACCGUGUUUUCAUUCCUUCUAGAGACAAACAUCAGCUCAUGUCCUCAAACUCCACACCUGGAAACACCUGCUGUGUGUGUGUGUUAUGUGUGUGUGAGUGUGUGAGAGUGUGUGAGAGUGUGUGUGAGUGUGUGAGAGCUCGUAGCUUGUUGCUGAGUUCAGGAGCUCCGUUCUGUUUGAUUCCACUCUAACGCUUUGUUCAUUUCCUCCUUUAUUUUUUACAGUGUUACCGUGCAGGGAUUGUUUUCUGUUCGUUGUUAUUUCCUAAUAUUGUUUUCUUGCUUGUACAUAAAGACAAAAAAAGAUCCCGAGUUUUAUCUUUUUUUAAUUACAUUAAUAUAAAAAGGAACCAUAAAAACUUUGCUUGAAAAAAUAUGGGAAGAAAAUAAAAGCAGUUUUGAAAGAAGCUGGAA
Messenger RNA from Amphiprion ocellaris (clown anemonefish), 6253 nucleotides. RefSeq names its product solute carrier family 12 member 6-like. The coding region runs from base 769 to 4416 and encodes 1215 amino acids. Gene Ontology annotation, molecular function: potassium:chloride symporter activity. Gene Ontology annotation, cellular component: membrane. NCBI's taxonomy places the organism in Eukaryota, Metazoa, Chordata, Actinopteri, Pomacentridae. The transcript is spliced from 28 exons. Gene Ontology annotation, biological process: potassium ion import across plasma membrane; chloride transmembrane transport; cell volume homeostasis. The record is from RefSeq and is a predicted model, not a curated record.